Bradysia coprophila is the source of this 324-nucleotide messenger RNA. Its product is annotated as ribonuclease 3-like. Lineage: Eukaryota; Metazoa; Arthropoda; Insecta; Diptera; Sciaridae. The record is from RefSeq and is a predicted model, not a curated record.
AUGGCGAUUACCGAAUACCUGUUCAAAUCCAUGGACGGUGCUAACGAGGGAACUUUGAGUAUCAAAAGAGCCAAACUGGUAGGCCGAAGCAAGCAAACCGAAAUCGCCAAUCAGCUACAGCUGAGUCACUACAUAGACAAAUCACCUGGAUUACAGGAGAAUUUCAAACGAUACGACCAAUUCUUGGAAGCGAUAAUUGGUGCAGUGUAUGCAGAUGCUGGAUUCGGUGGACAAGGACUUGAUGCGGCAAAAUUAGUUGUUUACAAAUUGUGGAAACUUCAGCCAACUAAUACCAAUGUUGAAACGAAUUGUACUGUCAUGUAA